AUGUCCGAGGAGCGCCUCCCGGACACUGCUAGUCGCGACCCGCUGGGCCAGGGUCCGGAUGAUGAUAGAUCGCAAAACUUGUUGGAUCCCAGCCCGGCACGCGACACUCAGCAGUCGCGGGAAUUUUGCAAGGUGCAGCCCGAAGGGCCGGAGAAACAUGAGAUGCAACCCGAUGUGCGCCCCGGUGGCUGCACUCGGGAGCGUGCAAACUGUGGCGACUCGCGUGAUGCCAUUAGCACCACGACCUUCAAAAGCUCCAGCAAACAUUCACUUUGGAAUGACGUCAAAAUUGGCCUUGCAAAUGCUGAUGAGCCGGCCGUUUUAGAGGCGAUCUCCCGGUUGGAAGACACAGGCUUGCUGCAACAGCAAACUUUCGAAUGGAACGCCGCCGAACUGGUCAUGGAUUCACUUCAUGGAGAAUGUGGCCCAGCGGCAAAAUGGGCCGUGGAGGACGUUUUGGCAAACUUGAAGUGCCGCCCCAGCAGGCAACCGGUUCGCAUCACAUGUCUUAAUGUCACCAAAUGGCGUAAAGAGCUGGCUAGUUGGAUUGCGAAUUUAAGCCCGGACCUCGCCCUCCUUCAAGAGACCCACCUUGAUGCUAAAGAUGUCAGCCUUCUUGCUGCCCAUGCUGGGAUGUUCGGGUAUGAGGUCUUUCAGUGCCCGGCUGUGGCCACGGGCAAAGGGGGCAACACCGGGGGAUUGGCAAUCUUGCACCGGAGACACCUCGAUGUGUCACAAGUCACGAGCCACCUCGUUGAAGGUAAUGGUUACCAAGCCGCCAUGUUCAGGGUAAAAGGCUUUGAUCUUUACGUUGUCAACGUGUACUUGAAAUCAGGCGAGGGAUUCCAGAGCAGCACCAAUGCCGGCAUCAUUGCAUCGCUUCUUUCCUUUGUUCGAUCCGUCAGAGGUGCCUUUGCGAUUUUGGGUGACUUUAAUGAGGACUUUGAAACCCUAAGUUCCACCCAUAUUGGGGAGGAGGCGCGUGCGGUGUGGGUCGGACCAGGCACGUCCACCUGUUCUGGCGGAGGCCAAAUUGAUUUUGGUUUAAUUUCGAAUAGCCUGGCCACUUGUGUAGCGGUGCAGCUGGACUGGAACACCCCGUCAAGGCCGCAUGCAGCUUUGCAUUGGCAGCUUGAUGUUGCCCUGUUGCAUCAAAAAAUGCCGCAACUCAAGAGUUUCAAGCCUGCGCAGCUCGAUUCGCAGCCUUUUCAGCUAAGCACCGACAGGCCAGAGGUCACCAUCUUAGAUGAGCAGGUUACCGACGAAUUGACACUUGAUUUUGCGGCUUUAAGCUGUGCUGUUGAAAUGUCCGUUUAUGGCCAGGCUCAGGGAAGAGGAGCCAACAUUCUUUUGCAUCGCGCGCCAUUGCCUGUGCAGGGCGCUCCCAACGUCAAAGCCAGAGCCAUCGAUCAAGCCAAGCAUUUGCCGCCCAUAAAUUUUGAGAAGGCUGUAAAACUUUUCAAAAAGUUUCCAGCGAAGGCUCCUGGGGCCGACGGCUGGACAGCACAGAUGCUAAACAACUUGAGCGAAGAGGCAGUCCGGGCUGUUAUUGACUUCAUGCACGCUUGCGAGGCUAGUGCAGAGUGGCCAGCACAGUUUGCCAUUUCCUUGAUAGCAUGCCUGCCCAAAAACACACUCCGCGAGAGGCCAAUAGCCUUGCUCCAUGUGCUUUACCGCUCAUAUGUGCGCCUCCGUUUCUCCUUGAUAAACCAGUGGCAGCAGGAGUAUGCUAAUCAAUGCCACUGGGACCGCUCCCUGCCGGGAGGAGCCGUACUUGACGUCGCAUUGGGGAGACUGGUCCGGGGGGAGUGUACUCGGCAUAGCCGGUUACACAUGGUAACGCUCUUUUUAGAUUUAGAGACCUUCUUCGAUCGUUGCCGGUUCGAUGAAAUGUUCCGAACGGGACUCAAGUUGGGCUACCCGCCCAUCAUAUUACACCAGGCCUAUCUGGUUUACAGUGGAGCCAGAUAUCUACAGGCCGAAGGCACGGUCGCACCGGUCAUCAAGGCCAAUACCGGACUCCUGCCAGGAUGCCCUGCGGCACCCUCGAUAGCGAAACUCAUCAUGCAUGAUGUUGCGGCUGAGCUUAGUGUCAAACCAGGAACGUCCAACUUGGAUGUUUGGAUAGAUGAUCUUAGUCUUGAUACGGUUACCGCAGCUCCCAAGCAAACUGCUAGCAUUGCUUUGCGCUUGUUUCGAGGUCUUCGCAGUUCCCUGGAGUCCAGGGGCGCACAAGUUGCCAUCAGCAAAACUUCCUUCGUUGCCACGUCGUCUGAGGCUUGCAAGGCCUUGAAGGCAAUAUGCCAAUCGGAUGAUCCGGCCAUUAAAAAUUUCGCCCGCGACCUAGGGGAUGGGCAAAAAUUCGCCAGCACUUGGAAAAGCAUAUGGAAUCACUUGUCCAAAGCAAAAGACCCUUGGAAGAGAGUCACCGGACCAAUUGCUGCCACCCAAGCGUAUUUGAUUGAGUUGGGAGUGGAAUGCUCACAGGUGCAUCUGUGGCGGCAUGCCAAAGGUAACCUUCAACUCGACUGGGCCAAUUCUGAUGUCAUCCGCAGCGGCUGGGAGUGGGUGCAUAAAUUACUGCUACACCAGCAAGGGCUUCGCAUUGCCCAGCAAGAGGGUUGUGGUUCGCUCGAUCAGGGCACUGACUUCACUGUCCACCGCAAGUUGUUGAAGCGCAAACACGUGCAGAGAGCUACCCUUAGCAAUUUGCAUGCGGUAUGGCAAGGAGCGAUGGUUUCCUCAGCCAAACCAGGUUGGUGCAAGCUGUGCCAGUGUCCGCUUUCUUUGCAACAUAAUCUUUGGGAAUGUCCGUUCAUUUGCAAGCAGUUUGAUGCCAAGGAGUUUUCCGAAAUGAAAUCCCAGUACCCUUGGCCUUCAUUGUGGUUGAGAGGCCUGACUCCCCUUAGUGAAGUGCGGCAUCCCAAACCUGCGAUUGAGCAAUGCGGCUUGCAAGUCACGGGACUAUGGUCGACCCAGAGUACUUUGGAAGGCAGUCGAUAUGUUUUUGCUUGUGAUGCUUCUGGAGGACCAGGCGGCUCGGAUCAAAGGCUCCUCGUGACGACUUGGUCCAUAGGAGCCUAUGCCUUGGUUGAUGGACAACCAAAGAGGGUUGCGAGUGCCACGUGCUUGGAGGCGGAGCCCCUGACAGUGCCUCAGGCCGAACAGCGAGCUCUUUUUGAGUUGAUGCAUCGUGUCACUGGCGACUUUGAUGCCACAACUGAUUGCAAAAGUGUCAAGCAAAUCUUGGGCAAGGCCAACCCACCGCAGGAAGGUGUUGUGCCAUGGGGCACGAUAUGGCACGAGCGCAGUCGCAUCCGCUUGCAUUGGGUUUCUUCACAUAAAAGUGCAGCUUACUUUGAAAAGCAGGGCUGGGAGCAGUGGAGGCGCCUCAUCAACGAGGACGUCGACAAACUCUGCGGGGAAAGGGCUUCUCAGCAUUUCUCGAUCGCGCAUGCGAAGUGGCUGAAGAAAUGUGAUUCCGUGGUGGAACAAGUCUGCUACUCCUUAGCGCGACGUGCUGGAUUCAUCAUUCGGCUGCAGCGCCCACAGUCGGCCGUUGGAGUGGGCAGCUCAACUUUGGAUCAGUCGGGCCCUGCGGUCGGUGGUGUGGGCACUUGGCGUGCUCAUGCGACCACCCGCUGCGCUGUGUACAGUUGGCGGUUGGUGGAGUCUCCACCCGAUCCAUUGCCAGUGCUUUUCAAUCUGCCAGCACCUUCGGUCAACCCUCCAGCUGGGCCCGUCGCCUCCUCUGCAGCGGCUGCCCCAAGGUUGCCGGAGUGCCAAGGCGAGGUCACUCAGUCCACAGGCAUGCCAGCAGCUGUUCUGCCAGUGAAGCCCAAGGCCCAAGGCCUGCUAAGCAUGGCGCCCAAGCAAGAAGGGCGGCACAUAUCCACGCAACUCCGCCGUGAGGAGCGGGGACUAUCAUGGAAAUCAGCGGCGACGAUUGACCGACAGCGGGGACGUAAGAAAGCCCGCAAACAGAAGAAGCGCCGCGAACAAUAUGAGCACGCUGGCAGGAGAACUGAGGAGGCUUGGCCGCCCCCACCACCUCCACCAGGACCUCGUGCGGAGGCGAGACAUCGUGAAGCUGAAGAGCUGCCGUACGACUUGGAGGAGCCCUCGCCUUCAGGGCUGAGGGCUCCCUCCACUGCGGCUGCUUCCAGCAGCCAGGGCCCAGCACGGGAGGAGCCCUCGCCUUUAGGGCUGAGGGCUCCACCCCCUACUGCUGCUGCAUCCAGCAGCCAAGGCUUACCUUUGCAACGACUUCCAGAAGCUGAAGAGCCACCGGUGGACCAGGACGACUCCAGCAACUGUCUUCAAUCUGACAGCAGUGAGACACCACAGCCUGCAGUCGCGCUGAAAGAUCGCCCAAGUGACUUUGGCCCUCUUCUUCAUGAGGAUGGCCUAAUCACUUUCUUAUGUGCAGCUGCGCCCCAGGUGAAGCAUCCGGUGAACCACUACCAGUGCCUUCCGGAAAGCCUUGAAGUUUACCAUGACUUUGUCACUGGUGGGCGAACAAAAGCUGCUCGAGCGAGACGGCUGGGGUUCGGAAAGUCCCGGACAGUUUACGUUGACCCUGGCUCCUCGGAACACGUUCUGAAGUUGGCGCCUCCACAAGGUCACGGGCCAGAACCGGAAGCUUGGAGACUGCUCCCUCAUAUAGUGCCGUGCACUUUGGAUGCGGGUUUUCACCUGCUCACGCUUUCUUGGAAGAGCUGCUAUGAUAUCAUCUCCACGCAUGUUUUGAGGCAGUCUAGGCUCACUCCACUGUCGGUGUGGAGGCCAGCUCCGCCGGACCUUGAUAUGGUCCGCUACAUGAUGGCACUGACUGCGGAGGCCUCCCGUUUCUACAAUCUCAAGGAUCUUGGCUUUUUCAACUUUGGUGUUGAUGCCCGUGGCUUCAUUAUGAUGUGGGACACCGCAGACUGGCUUCCAUGGGAGGGUCAAAGGGCACACUGGCCGAACAGACAGCGUGCCUCGGCUUUCUGGAGCGCGGUCAAGAGGAGUGUUCCAGACCACUUUCAGGAGCUACUCCAGCUUGUCAGCAACGCCUCGCCUGAGGAGGUGCUGCAACGGCUACGACCACUCCUUACGCAGCACUACAAGUGGUGCCUGCUACAGCAGGGAGUUUUCCUUGGUGACUAG
This is a messenger RNA of Symbiodinium sp. CCMP2592, 5148 nucleotides long. Lineage: Eukaryota; Dinophyceae; Suessiales; Symbiodiniaceae. The record is from the annotation of a GenBank genome assembly.